Manacus vitellinus (golden-collared manakin) is the source of this 867-nucleotide messenger RNA. RefSeq names its product immunoglobulin kappa light chain-like. Gene Ontology annotation, biological process: immune response; immunoglobulin production. The record is from RefSeq and is a predicted model, not a curated record. Lineage: Eukaryota; Metazoa; Chordata; Aves; Passeriformes; Pipridae.
AUGCCUAAGGGCUCCAGCCAUGCCAGCAGAUCCAUCCUGCCUCCUUCACUGGAGCAGCAUGGAAAGGCAGAGUCCCUGGUCCAGGCAGCAUCAGCUGUUUGCAAUUUCAGCCAACCUGGAGGCACUGUCAAGGUCACCUACUCUGGGAUUAGCUGGCCUUACACUGCCUGGUACCAGCAGAAGGUCCCUGGCAGUGCCCCUGUCACUGUGAUCUAUUCUAAUAGCGAGAGACCCUCGAACAUCCCUUCGCGAUUCUCCGGAUCCUUGUCCGGCUCCACGGGCACAUUAACCAUCACUGGGGUCCAAGCUGAGGACGAGGCUGUCUAUUUCUGUGGUAGCUACGACAGCAGUGGUACUGGUAUAUUUGGGGCCGGGACCAUGUUGACCGUCAAAGGCGAUGGUUCCCUGGUCCAGGCAGCACCACUGAGUCAGCCGUCCUCAUUGUCAGCCAAGGUGGGAGAAACCAUCAAGAUCACCUGCUCCGGUGGCAAUGGUAACUAUGGCUGGUACCAGCAGAAGGUCCCUGGCAGUGCCCCUGUCACUGUGAUCUGGUACAACAACAAGAGACCCUCGGACAUCCCUUCGCAAUUCUCUGGAUCCACAUAUGGAUUAACCAUCACUGGGGUCCAAGCCGAGGAUGAGGCUGUCUAUUUCUGUGGGAACUAUGACAGCAAUGCUGGUUUUGUGGUCCAGGUGACGUCACUGAGUCAGCCGUCCUCAUUGUCAGCCGAGGUGGGAGAAACCAUCAAGAUAACCUGCUCAGGGAGCAGCAGUGAGUAUGGCUGGUACCAGCAGAAGGUCCCUGGCAGUGCCCCUGUCACUGUGAUCUAUGAUAACAGCAGGAGACCCUCGGACAUCCCUUUGUGA